Molecule: messenger RNA, 3302 nt
Organism: Polistes canadensis
Lineage: Eukaryota; Metazoa; Arthropoda; Insecta; Hymenoptera; Vespidae
Gene: bsk
Product: stress-activated protein kinase JNK
Exons: 14
Coding region: 1664-2833 (389 amino acids)
Biological process (GO): protein phosphorylation; JNK cascade
Cellular component (GO): nucleus; cytoplasm
Molecular function (GO): ATP binding; JUN kinase activity
Source: RefSeq, a predicted model, not a curated record
AUGGAAAUUACGUAAUCUCAAAGCGUCAGAGUUAGAGACUGAAAGAGUGAGCGAGACUGUCAUGUGUAUACGGGAGUGUGUGUGUGCGUGAGAGAGUGUGUGUGUGCGUCAGAGAGAAAAGAGAGAGAGAGAGAGAGAGAGAGAUAAUUUUCCACGAAGUCAGUCUCCACGCGUGGAAACGUUCUCCUCGUAACACGCGUAACAUUGAUCUACCACGACUCGUGCGAAUAAUCCUCCUACGUUUAUCUUCUCUCCUUUGACAGCUUAACCUCAAAUCUCGAGCACACGCGGCGCUAGCACACGCCUCCAAAACACCUGCGAACGCGUCAACACCCUUUUUCCCCUCUUCUACUUUCCUAUAUUUUCUUUUUAUUCUCUUUUUCUCGCUCUUUUUCUAAUUGUUUGUUGGUGCAAUAUUUAUACAGUAAUCAGUUUUAUCACGAGAUUUCGGACAUUUUCAACUCCUUACUUUCGAUAAAUCGAUCUCUCCCUCUUUCUUUCUCUCUCUCUCUAUCUCUUUCUCUCUCGUUCGUUCGAGAGGACACGUGACUUUCCUGAAGAAGUUCACGACGGUUAGGACAAGGUUAGGUGAUAGCAAUCACAUCGCCCUGAAGUUGUUGUUUAUACACCAACGUGUGUGUGGUCUCGUCAGUACGUGUGCGAAUUUCGUCGGGGACGUGCACGAUUACGCGUACGAUUAUUUUUUCUUUAUCAUUAAACGAUUUAAUUAAAUCGCAAAUUCAAGAUCAGUGUCGUUAAAGUUUCGUUAGUUUUGCAAAGUUAAUCUUGAAUUAUGUGGAUCCUUCGAAAAAAUUCGAAAAAGUGUCAAUAUGUUUUGAAAUUUUGUUGCGAAAUAUUUUGAGAAAGGAAGUGGAGAGAGGAGGAAGAAGUGGUCGGAGUCAAGGGUAGUCGGGAUACGACUUCUGAGGAGUAAAGACACAUUAGCGAAAUAUAAUAUAUUUUUCUUUAUUUUUAACAUUCUCGACAAAGAAACGAACGUACAAAGGAACGAACGAACGAACAUAAUUAAUAAUCUCGAUUUAGGUAUAUAUUAUACGUGAAUUAGUGAUUAAUUAAAUAUCAAAGUGAUAGUGUGUGUCAGCAUGGCGAUGACGUGACGAUGAUGACAAUGAUGUUGCUGAUGGAUAACCGAAGAUAUUUUCAUUCACCGACUGAUUUUUAUUAUACUUGGACAGAAAAAUGAGGAUCAACGUCGAACAGGAACAACAACAACAACAGCAGCAGCAGCAUCAUGGGUGGUUUCCUCGUGUCCUCCUGAGUUGGUGUCACGGGCACGAUUAGAAGAACGGACAGCAACAAUCGUUUCGAUAUCAUACAUUCUGGAUCCGAGAACUCGUCUACUUGCAUAAUGGUCGCCUGUUGUUUAUGACAAAUCUGGCGUUGGUUUUAAGUUUGGAAGAAGUGUCCGGAUUCGCGGACGAGGUUGUCCUGGUGUUUAGCGGCGGUGGGGGCGGAGAAGGCGGGAGGAGGGAGAGCCAAGGAAAGAGGACCGAGGUGAAAAAAGUUCGAUAUUAUCCGCUGAAAUUCGAGAAAUCUCUUGUCCAAAGUGGCUAAGAGCGUAAGUCCCCGUCGAGUGCACCAAGAGUGCUCCGGGGUGGAGGCGCAGGUGCAGGUGCAGCAAGAGAGGCGAGCACCGAGGCGCAUGCCUCACCUGGGGCCUGACAUGACAACCCGGCUGUCCGCCAUGUUUUACACGGUCGAGGUCGGGGACACCAAGUUCACCAUUCUCAAGCGAUACCAAAAUCUCAAACCAAUUGGUUCCGGUGCUCAGGGAAUCGUCUGUGCUGCAUACGACACAGUCACGGCGCAAAAUGUGGCGAUUAAGAAGUUGUCGAGACCUUUUCAAAACGUGACACACGCUAAAAGAGCCUACAGAGAGUUCAAACUCAUGAAAUUGGUCAAUCACAAAAAUAUAAUCGGUCUUUUAAACGCGUUUACGCCGCAACGGUCGUUGGACGAGUUUCAAGAUGUGUAUUUGGUGAUGGAGCUUAUGGACGCGAAUCUGUGUCAGGUGAUCCAGAUGGAUCUGGAUCACGAACGUAUGUCUUAUCUGCUUUACCAAAUGUUAUGUGGUAUCAAGCACUUGCACUCUGCUGGUAUCAUUCAUAGGGAUCUAAAACCAAGCAAUAUCGUUGUCAAGUCAGACUGCACGUUAAAAAUUCUCGACUUUGGUCUGGCGAGAACUGCCGGAACAACGUUUAUGAUGACACCAUACGUAGUUACGCGGUAUUAUCGAGCGCCAGAGGUGAUAUUAGGUAUGGGCUAUAAAGAGAACGUGGACAUAUGGUCGGUAGGAUGUAUCAUGGGUGAAAUGAUCAGAGGCGGCGUACUUUUUCCCGGUACGGAUCACAUCGAUCAAUGGAAUAAAAUAAUUGAGCAACUGGGAACUCCGGCGCAGGAAUUCAUGCAACGGUUGCAACCAACGGUGAGGAAUUACGUGGAGAACAGACCGCGAUAUCCUGGAUAUCCGUUCGACAGGCUAUUUCCGGAUGUUCUGUUUCCCUCCGACUCGUCGGAGCAUAAUAGAUUAAAGGCGAGCCAGGCUAGGGACCUAUUGUCGCGCAUGCUCGUCAUCGACCCAGAACGACGCAUAUCCGUCGACGACGCGUUGCUUCACAAUUACAUAAACGUCUGGUACGACGAGGGUGAAGUCAAUGCUCCCGCACCUGGCCCAUACGAUCACAGCGUGGACGAGAGGGACCACGGUGUCGAUCAAUGGAAAGAACUGAUCUAUCAAGAGGUCAUGGAAUACGAGACAAGCCAUAAUUCGGCAGCGGUUGCUCAGCCCUCGGAAAGUGCAGGCUCCCGGUAGAUACAGCGAAACUUCUUCUCCUCGCAGCUUUUCUUCUACACUUAGAGAAGAGAGAGAAUUGUUCAAAAAGAAAAAAAAACAAGAGGAGGAGUGUCUUGUCGUAUAAGAUAGAGAAAGAAAUAAAUAUUAGUAGGCUGCUACUGGAACUCUCUCUCUCUCUUUCUCUCUCUUUCUCUCGCUCUCUUUUUCUCUCCUCCCUCUGUUUCUCUUUCUACCGAUCCUCGAGCCAUCGUUCUCAAAAUGUUUGAUAAAUCAGACUAGCGACAAGUCUCUAAAAAAAAUAGAGAAAUUCCUCCUUCUUAAUAAAGGAACAAGAUGCAAUUUAAAAAUAAGCUACGAAUAAACUUGGAAUAAUCUGGACGAAGAGGAGGAAGACGUGGAGAGAGCAAGCAAACUGUCCAUUUUCUACUUUUUUUUUUUGUUCUCGUUGCUUUUUUCAUUCUAGGAAAACGAGCAACGUCAAAGAACA